UCGCACAUAGGUUUUGAGCAUGAACAAUGGAAAAUGAAAUUAGGGUCCGCAAAUAUUUGUUGAGAGAAAAAGUCUCGGAAGGAUCUCUAUCAAUCAUUUGGAAAGCUGAGCAUAAAACCAGUAGAGAAGAAGUGAUUCUGAAACAAGUUUUUCUCUCAAAACUCAACAAAAAUCUCAAGGAUUGUUUAGAUUGUGAACUCAACUUCUUAUCAAGUGUUAAACACCCAAAUAUUAUUCAUCUUAUUGAAGUUAUUCAGGUAGAAGGUUGUGUAUUCUUGGUCUUGGAGUUCUGCUCUGGAGGAAAUCUAGCUUCGUAUAUAAAGCAACAUGGGAGAGUCGAGGAGCAAGUUGUGAAGCGAUUUACACAGCAACUAGGAGCUGGUUUGAAAGUAAUGCAUGCACACCAUGUCAUUCAUCGUGAUUUGAAACCAGAGAAUGUUCUACUAUCGACAACUGAAACUGAUGCUGUGAUAAAGAUUUCUGAUUUUGGCCUCUCAAGAUUCAUUCAUCCAGGAGAGAAUGCUGAGACAGUCUGUGGGUCUCCACUGUACAUGGCUCCAGAGAUUCUUCAGUUUCAAAGAUACGAUGAAAAGAUUGACAUGUGGAGUGUAGGCGUGAUUCUUUUUGAGCUUUUGAAUGGUUACCCACCUUUUUGUGGUAGAAGUAAUGUUCAGCUGAUAAAAAACAUCAAAAAGUGUUCAGAUUUGCCCUUUUCUCGGUUCAUUCUUCCUGAAUUGCACCCAGACUGUAUUGAGAUCUGUACCAAGCUACUCUGCCCAAACCCAGUAAACCGGUUGUCCUUUGAUGAGUUCUAUCAGCAUAGUUUCUUGAAGAGGCUGAAUGCUUGAUCAUGUCGUAAGAAUUCGUAUCUUUCAGUGAGUUGCUUCCAGAGGAGAGGAGUUAAUCAAUAUAUAAAAUUAGUUGAUUUCAGUUGGUGUCGCCAAUCAUUAAGUUUUGUUAAUGAAAUACCCUACUGGUGCUAAUUGUAUGUUAAC
Papaver somniferum (opium poppy) is the source of this 995-nucleotide messenger RNA. Its product is annotated as serine/threonine-protein kinase ATG1t. Lineage: Eukaryota; Viridiplantae; Streptophyta; Magnoliopsida; Ranunculales; Papaveraceae. Gene Ontology annotation, cellular component: autophagosome; cytoplasm. The transcript is spliced from 8 exons. The coding region runs from base 27 to 848 and encodes 273 amino acids. Gene Ontology annotation, biological process: autophagy; autophagosome organization; peptidyl-serine phosphorylation. The record is from RefSeq and is a predicted model, not a curated record. Gene Ontology annotation, molecular function: protein serine/threonine kinase activity; ATP binding.